Messenger RNA from Spea bombifrons (plains spadefoot toad), 2318 nucleotides. Its product is annotated as class I histocompatibility antigen, F10 alpha chain-like. Lineage: Eukaryota; Metazoa; Chordata; Amphibia; Anura; Pelobatidae. The coding region runs from base 765 to 1268 and encodes 167 amino acids. The transcript has 6 exons. Gene Ontology annotation, biological process: immune response. The record is from RefSeq and is a predicted model, not a curated record. Gene Ontology annotation, cellular component: external side of plasma membrane.
CUGAAAGGGGUUAACCCUUCAUAUUCCCCCAAGCACUAGCCGGGACUUAGUGUACAAACAGAACGGAGUUUAUUGAGGACGCCUCAGAUAUUUAUACAAAACACACGGCGGGAUUAGGGAUAAAAUCUCAUCAACCACCAGACAGCGCGGCUCCGUCAUACAGUUCUAUGGCCAGCAAUGCCCACCCGACAAAGAGUCGCUAUUUUGGGGUGAUCCAGACGGAGCGGCAUCGAUCCCGGGGUAGCAAUGGAGAGCUCAGGGUCCGUGGAUGAUAUGAUCCAAAAAGUGACGCGGUGCAACGGCAGGACCCUGAGCGACAGCGCUGGAAACUUCCCCUGGAACGGUCCGCAUGGAAUCCCUCAGUUCCAUAACCGCGGCUGGUAAACCUCGGUCCUGGUGAUAAAACCAGGGUUCCCAGACGAGCUCCCUCUCCGUAACCCCCACCGAGUGUCGCCCACCACAGGCUUAAUGUUACCCCAAAAGAGCGUCGUGGUGGGAGAACAGGUGUCUGUAGCAGUGAAAUUGCAAUGGUCGGCAGGUAUGGCCGCGGUUUCUGGCCGGUGUAAAUUUCCAUGAAUUCACGGUUAGGUCCCUCUCAGGCGCCAAGCAGGGGGGGGGGGCGUUGAAUCCGACCAGCACAGGGAGCCCGCAGGGUCGGUAAGUCCUUAUUCCUUGGGAGAGUCGGUGAAUAUACUCGUUUGGCUGAGGGGGUAACACACAGGGAUAGACGUACAAUACAUGAGAUCAGGAAUGGGGCCAAAAUAAUGUAUGGGUCAAACGGAUGGACUGUCACACCAAGUAACCGUUAUUUAACCCUUUCUGUGAUCUCAGUUGCCCCGGAGGUGAAGGUUUCAGCCCAGACUUCAGAGGGGGCCACAAAGCUUCACUGCCAGGUGUACGGGUUUUACCCCCGCGAGGUGGACGUGAAUUGGAAGAGGAACGAGAUAGAUAUUCCCUCGGAUGAGGCCAAACAGGUUCUCCCCAAUACCGACGGCACUUACCAGAUCAGGGUCACCGUGGAAGUGACCCCAAAAGAGGGGGACAGUUACUCCUGCCACGUGGACCACGGCAGCCUGGCAGAGCCACGCAUUGUGAUGUGGGAUCCGAGGAAGGACGGAAGCGGCAGCACCGUGUACAUCGUCAUUGGAGUCGUUGCAGGGAUCGCUGUCGCUGCUGCUGUUGGGUUUAUAUUAUGGAGGAGAGGCAGACGUCCCGUUUACGCCCCGACUGGCAUGUCAGAAGGGUCUCCAGCCGCAUCCACGACGUAAAUCUCCGCAAACAGAAGGGAUCCGUGCCGGGAAUUCCGUGUAGGAGACGGGAGAAAAUCCCCCGCCUGGUGCCGGUCCCUGCAUCCACUUCUUAUAACUCACAGAAAUCAAAAGCUUUUAUAGGAAUUGCUUAAAGUCGUAUAAUCUGCUUUAUACUUGCAAAUAUACUCCUAUAAAUACCUGGGAACUCUCCGGGUCAACACCUGAAUCCUCCGGGUCGCGGGGUCUUGACAUGGCCCACCCGUUUCCCCUUUAAAUAAGGAUAUUUCCCAUGAUGUCGGCGGGUAGUCCUGGCCGCGUCCCCCAAGAGUAGGCUCUGGGUAGUCGGAGCCCAGAAGUUCCCAGGUUUGUUCAUAUACAAUAAGUUUUAGUGGGUGAUUCACUGCUUUGCUACAAUAAGAUACUCGGUAAUAUUUUUGCCUCAUUAUCUAUAAAUAAGGGUAGAAUAUGGGGGUCUCGGGCUGUAAUAAUCUCUGUUUGAUGAGAGAUAUGUAAAUGAGGACAAACUCAGAACCUCAGACAGAAAGCACUGAGACGCGUAAAACAUGGAGGAUUCCGGGGUUCUGGCGACUGCAGACCAGUAAGCCUUACAUCAGCAGAGGAGAAAUGAAUGGAAACCGGGAUUGUUCAAAAUCUGAAUGUAAAUGGAUUGAAAGCUCAGAAACCGGUUGGACCCUCAUAGAAAACUCAUAAAUAAACUGCAGGGUUUGGUGUUAAAAUCGCUUUCUGACAAGAGACAGCUUGUAGUUGAUGGCGAUUGUUCAGAGGAGGCCCUUCUUACUAGCGGGGGACCUCAGGGACCUAUUUUUUUUUUUAAUAAAAAACAUUACAGGUGGUCUCGAAGAUAAGGCGCGUCUUUUCAACAAUACAGAGGUCUGUAAGCCAUUGGCUGAUGGUAAACGGGAUCUGUGAUCAACAGACGAGAUGGGGUUUGGAAAUAAUUAUUUUAAGAGUUUAAGGAUUGGGGGGGUGACAAAUUGAUUAUUUUUGUGAUGUUUAGAUCUGUUUAUAACGCAAUAAAAUGAUUACAAUAAAAUAUAUAUAAAAGUU